UACGUUUAUAUUUAAUAUCCCCUUAAUUAGGACAGCCUAUUUACCCAAUUUUAGGCAACCAUAGUCCGCAAGUGAGAAGCUUGUGAGACCAAACACACAAGAACAUACCCUACCAUUAUGGCUCAUUUGCACCCGAGAAAAAAGAAAAAGAAAAAAACACCCUUUUAACAAAACGGGCAGAAUGGGAAAGAGAGGUUUUCUCAAUGAUGCUGAAACCAUUUUUCAGCUUGAUCGAAGGUAGAACAUGCUCCAAUCGUCGACACGUGACCACAAGACGUUCAUGCCAUUUCCAACCGUUGGAUUGUUAUUUCCUGUUCCCAAAAAGUGUUGGUCACGAAAGAUGAAAUUAAAAGACUUAUGGGUUCAAGUAUGGCUCGGCAUUCUUCCGGUGUUCGGUGGGACAGUUGUUAUGUUACUAUUUUAUCUAUUACUUGAUUUUCUUAGAAGAAGAAACCAACAAAAUAGAAAAAUUAGCAAAAGUAAAAUUAGCGAUGCUUCAGACAAAAUUAGUGUAAAAGAUGGUGAAGGUGGAGUUGUUGUUAUAGCAGGUCUUGAUAGUGUUUUAUCCACUUCCGGUGAUGGUGGUGGCGAUGGCAGAGGUCGCCGUGGUUGUAGUUGAAGUUGCAACACCUUGCCGGUGUCGGUCCCAACCAUUUUAUCGAUCAAACUCAUCAAAGUAUAGAAGAAAACAAACAAGGGUUUAAACAUAUUCAAUGUAUAAGAGGAUGAUAUAACCAAAGAGGAAGUUAUUUAAUUUCUUUAUUUUUAGAAUAAUCAGCAUAGAAAUUUCUUAUGUUAUUUAUUAAUUGUAAAUUUGUAAUACUUCGUAAUUUUCUUUACUAUUGACCUAUUUUUUUUUUUUU
Messenger RNA from Spinacia oleracea (spinach), 863 nucleotides. RefSeq lists its product as uncharacterized. The record is from RefSeq and is a predicted model, not a curated record. The transcript is spliced from 2 exons. Lineage: Eukaryota; Viridiplantae; Streptophyta; Magnoliopsida; Caryophyllales; Amaranthaceae. Bases 245 to 619 code for a protein of 124 amino acids.